ACGUGAUUAAUCUUGGGUCACGUGGUUGUGAGUCAGCAGCAUGGAGGCAGAAGUUGUCAUUUCUAAAAACGGCAGCUGAUGUUUUAUAUCCUUGGGAGAGAACGUUCUAACUAGCUGCUUUGCUAGCAUUGUACUAACCUUCCUCCGUUUUUCUCUUGCGUCUUGGGUAGUUUAUAGUAAGCUGUGGGAUAGCGGAAACGCGAUGGAGUGGUUCGGUAGUGGAACUGCCGUAUUAUCUGAAGAAGGCAGUGGCAGUGUAUCGGGAUCAAAAAGCUUCCAGAGUUCGCUACUGCAACACCAGCAGCCGACGGCAGACAGCAUGGCAUCACUGUGUCAGAGCCAGCAGCAGUGUGUGAAGGCCUCCAUCCUGUCCAACUGGCAGUUGGUUGAGGCACAAGACCAGCUCUGUGGGCUGGAGCUCCAUGGCUCAGAGUCGCUGGAACAGGAGCGUGCCCGUGUCCUCACCAGCGUGGCUGAGCUCUCGCAGACUGAGUGUGAGUGGCGUCGCAAGGAGAGCAUGCUGGAAAACCAGGACCUCCGCUGGAGUCCUGUGCCCAACCCAGAUUGCAACAGGGAUGUCUUUAACAAGAGUAUUAUCAAUGUUCAGAGUAGAAGCAUAGAAGUGGAACAGGACAAGAGUAAGACCUUUGUUCAGAAUUAUGAGCAGGAGUUGAGGCAUUUUGGUAUGUUGCGACGUUGGGAUGACAGCCAGCGAUUCCUAUCUGAUCGGCCCCACCUUAUCUGCGAGGAGACGGCCAAUUACCUGAUCUUGUGGUGCUUCCGGCUGCAGGCUGAAGAGAAAGAAGCUUUGAUGGAACAGGUUGCACACCAAGCUGUCGUCAUGCAGUUUAUUCUGGAGAUGGCCCGAAAUUCCCAGCAGGACCCACGUGGUUGUUUCCGGCAAUUCUUCCAGAAGGCCAGAACGAGACAAGACGGUUAUUUCGAUGUCUUCCGAAUGGAGCUGGAAGCCUUCAAGCAAAGGGUGAAGGACUACACUGUCAAGUGUAAAGGGGAGAGUCUGAACAACGUGGAGCACCAAAAAGCCCCAAACCGCUGCCGCCUGGACCCCAAAGAAGUCCUGGAAUCCUUACCUCCCGAGCUAAGGAGGGGCUUCCAAUUACAAAACGUGCAGAUCCUACAGAAUGUUCUCAGCACUAUGAAUCCACAGGUGGCAGAGUACCAUGUGAAGCGUUGCUUGGAUGCAGGUUUAUGGAGCAACACAGCGCGAGGGCUGAAAGAGGACGCCAUGGAAACAGACGAGCCCAGACGGAUGGAAACCUCGUAGCAGCUCCUCCUCCUCUAACGAAUUUCAUUCAGAUGGGAAAGUGAAAAGCCCGGUAGAGCGGACGACCCACAGACUAUUUUUGUAUGAAGAUUCCGCGUCUGGAUGUGUGCUGCACUUUAUAUUUGUUCUCGAAAGUAUUUAAAAAAAGAAAAUGGUAUCGUGGAGCUCUUAUUUUUGUUGAAAGUGGUUUCUGAUCAUGAUUACUUCUUUGGAGAGUGGACAGAGGGGUUCUGUGGGUGGGUUUGAGGCAGUAGAUGUUUGAUCUGUUGGAUCCUGAAAAAGAUGGAUUGGAUUCUUGGAUUGCAGGUGGCUGGGAAGAGCUGCUUGUUUCCGCUUUCAUCUCACAACUUUAGGAUGCUGAAGGGAAUUAGCUAGCUAAUUAAGUCUUAGCCUCACAUAAGCUUAGCACAGAUGCCAAAUACCCUUGCUGGAGAAAAAUCAAUAAAGUAUUUGUUGUUUUCAGUUUUUUUUAACCACAGGUUGUUAUUUUCAUGAACAUUUGUUUAAGGUUAUCACUAUUCUUCUGAAAGUUGCUUGUACCAGUAGCCUUGAUCUCUGUUGUACACUUAAUGUAGUAUUCCAGAGUAAGCGCUGAAUUUUUCUCCAAGAUAGCUGCCGGGGCACACAUGGCCAAAGAUUAUAGAACCAAUUCUGACUGGCUGAGGUUAGUGCUGCAUCACCAGAGUGGGCGGGACCUGAAUGGGCUACUCUGUGAUGCCAUAUCAACAAAGUAAUAAUUUACUUUGGCAUAAGGUUAAUAAGGUGUACUCAGAAGUGCUCUUAGCCCUGUGUUAUAUUUAGCAGUGUGCAGUGCUACAUGAACCUAUGCAAAGUGUUCAGUGUGUGAAGAUUGUCUUGUUGAGGAGAUAUUUUAGAUAUUUGUUAUUUUAGUAAGUGUUGAGGCUGUAGAUAUGGAGGUACCUUUCAAGAGAAAAGUGGGUUUUAAUGUUAAAGCACCAUCACAUUUUUAUUAUGAAUGUGCUUUGUCACACAAGGCUUUUUUGCUGAAACAAACUGCAUGUUGAAACCAAUCAGUAACUAAUGAAACUGCUUUCAAGAAAGCGCUCUUAAUUACUGUUAUAGCAAUUAAAAUGGCUCUUCUCGCAAA
Messenger RNA from Anguilla anguilla (European eel), 2393 nucleotides. RefSeq names its product cell division cycle 37-like 1 (gene cdc37l1). Gene Ontology annotation, cellular component: cytoplasm. Lineage: Eukaryota; Metazoa; Chordata; Actinopteri; Anguilliformes; Anguillidae. Gene Ontology annotation, molecular function: protein-folding chaperone binding; heat shock protein binding. Bases 203 to 1285 code for a protein of 360 amino acids. The record is from RefSeq and is a predicted model, not a curated record. The transcript is spliced from 8 exons. Gene Ontology annotation, biological process: protein folding; protein stabilization.